GAUUUGGCCAAGAACCUUUACGAAUCGUAUUAUAUUAAUUUUUUGACUACUAUUACAAGGCCAUUAUUAGAAGAAUUGGCUGCUGCUACUAUACCAAAUAACACUUCAAAUUUGAUCUCUCAGGUCUACGAUCAAUAUUUGAAUUUUAUCGUUUCGGAACCUAAUCUAUUUUCACUCAAUCAACCCAACAUUUAUUAUUCACUGAAUGAUCCUACUGCUGCGGAAACUGCUAUAGAGAAUGCCAUAGAUCGUACUGUUAGUUCUUUAUUUUCCGUAUUAGUGACUAUGGGCGUUGUACCAAUCAUUCGUUGUCCUCGAGGAAAUGCUGCUGAAAUGAUUGCUCAAAAGCUUGAUAGUCGAUUACGUGAUCAUAUAUUAAAUUCUCGAAAUAAUUUAUUUUCUGAAAGUUCCGCUUCUUUAAACUUUCAAAGGCCCGUAUUAUUAAUUCUAGAUAGAAAUAUUGAUCUAGUUCCAAUGUUAAGUCAUUCUUGGACUUAUCAAGCCUUGAUUCAUGAUGUAUUGGAUAUGCAUUUAAAUAGAAUCGUAAUAGAAACUGAUGAAAUGGGUCGUGUUAUCAAAAAAAGUUAUGACUUAGAUAGUAAAGACUUUUUUUGGGCUAAAAAUGCUUCAAGUCCAUUUCCUCAAGUGGCUGAAGAUAUUGAUGUGGAACUUAAUCGUUAUAAAUUCGAUGCUGCUGAGAUAACAAGACUUAGUGGGGUAAAUUCACUAGAUGAUGUGGAUCAAGUAGAUUUCUCCCAAAAUACUCAACAUUUGAAAUCGGCUAUUACUGCACUACCAGAACUUACUGCUCGAAAACAAACUCUCGAUAUGCAUAUGAACAUCGCUACGUCUCUAUUACGGGGAAUUAAAGAUCGUCAAUUAGAUACUUUUUUUCAAAUAGAAGAAUCUAUCACACGGCAGAAUAAAACCACUGUUUUAGAGGCUAUCCGAGAUCCUGAGAAAAAGUCUCCAGAAGAUAAACUACGAUUUUUUAUUAUUUACUAUUUGUCUGUUGACGAAAUUACUAAAGAAGAUAUGGUUGAAUAUGAAGCUGCUUUGCUAGUUCUUGUAAAAAU
Molecule: messenger RNA, 1076 nt
Organism: Racocetra fulgida
Lineage: Eukaryota; Fungi; Glomeromycota; Glomeromycetes; Diversisporales; Gigasporaceae
Source: the annotation of a GenBank genome assembly